AAGCUGUGAGGACUUGCUGUGUAAGAGGGUGGAGAAGGUGGAGUGGGUCGUUAGGAUGCUGAACAGUGUUGAGUGAGUCCUCGCGCUCGUGCAUCUCCUCGCGCUUGUUCACAGCCGCUCACCUGAUGUGCACCCGCGGGCGCGCGCUUCUCAUUCAGCCGCUUCGCUCACACUUCAGACGGACACAGACCUGUCCGGCCCUGCGAAGCGCGGCGCGGCUGUUUCGUUCCUGGACUACUCUUCAUCUCGUCCAGCCUCGGCUCCGGUGACGCUCCGUAACUUUGAUGGGGACUUCGACCACUGCGCGCGAAAAUGCCUGUUAUGAAGGGACUGCUCGCGCCUCAGAACACCUUUCUGGACACCAUAGCCACGCGCUUUGACGGCACACAUAGCAAUUUCAUCCUGGCCAAUGCGCAGGUAUCGAAGGGGUUUCCUAUCGUGUACUGCUCCGAUGGCUUCUGUGAGCUCACAGGCUUCGCGCGCACUGAGGUUAUGCAGCAGAGCUGUGCCUGCAAGUUCUUGUAUGGGCCUGAGACCAGUGAACACGUCAUCCUGCACGUGGACGCUGCACUUGAGGAACGCAGUGAACUCAAAGAGGAGAUCAUGUUCUACAAAAAGAAUGGUUCUGUGUUCUGGUGUCUACUGGACGUUGUGCCGAUUAAGAAUGAGAAAGGAGAUGUUGUGCUCUUUCUUGCUUCAUUUAAAGACAUCACGGACACCAAGGCUAAAGCAUUCCUUGAGGAAAAGAAGGAAGAGCGUCGUCGUGGACAGGUUAAGGGUGGGUCCCCAUUUGGCUCAGCUCGGCUGCGCUCCAGCACCGUCCUCUACCACAUCUCAGGACACCUACACAACCGGCAGAAACAGAGCAAAAUCAAACUUAACAAGAAUGUGUUUGGAGACACGCCGGCCUUGCCUGAAUAUAAAGUUGCAGAUGCCAAGAAGUCAAAGUUCAUCCUCCUUCACUUCAGUACGUUCAAGGCCGGCUGGGAUUGGCUAAUUCUACUUGCUACCUUCUACGUAGCUGUGACUGUGCCGUACAAUGUGUGUUUUAUUGGAGAUGAUGACCUGACGCGCAGCACCACGGUCAGCGACAUUGCUGUGGAGAUCCUCUUCAUCAUUGACAUCGUGCUCAGCUUCCGCACCACAUACGUGAGCAAGUCGGGCCAGGUGAUCUUCAAUGCGCGGCAAAUCUGCAUCCACUACCUGACCACCUGGUUCAUCAUAGACCUGGUGGCUGCGCUGCCCUUCGACCUCCUCUACACCUUCAAAGUCAGCGUGGUCUCCCAUCGUCAGGUGUCUGUGGUGCACCUGCUGAAGACAAUACGUUUGUUGCGGCUACUGCGUCUGCUGCAGAAGAUGGACCGCUUCUCGCAACACAGCACAGUGGUGUUGACCCUGCUGAUGUCCAUGUUUGCCCUGCUGGCCCACUGGAUGGCUUGCAUCUGGUACAUUAUCGGCAAGAAGGAGAUGGAAAGCAAUGCACACACGCACACCUGGGAUAUAGGCUGGCUACAUGAGCUGGGCAAGCGGCUGGAGUCUCCAUACAGCAUGGCCAAUGGCUCAUCCGGUAGUGGCCCAUCAUUGCGUAGCGUCUAUAUUGCCUCACUAUACUUCACCCUCAGCAGCCUGACCAGCGUGGGCUUUGGCAAUGUCUCAGCCAAUACAGAUGCCGAGAAGAUCUUCUCCAUCUGCACCAUGCUCAUUGGAGCACUCAUGCACGCCCUGGUGUUUGGUAAUGUGACGGCCAUUAUCCAGCGCAUGUACUCACGCUGGUCGUCAUACCACACGCGCACUAAAGACUUGAAGGACUUUAUACGAGUGCACCACCUGCCCCAGAGCCUUAAGCAGCGCAUGCUGGAGUACUUCCAGACCACCUGGUCCGUCAAUAACGGCAUCGACUCCAACGAGCUCUUGAAGGACUUCCCAGAUGAGUUGCGCUCAGACAUCGCCAUGUACCUGAAUAAGGAGAUUCUGGAGCUGGCUGUGUUUUCGUCUCUGAGUCGCGGCUGUCUGCGCUCUCUCUCUCUGCACAUAAAGAUGUCGUUCUGCGCUCCGGGAGAGUACCUCCUGCGGCAGGGAGAUGCACUACAGGCACUCUUCUUUGUCUGCUCCGGCUCCAUGGAGGUGCUCAAAGAUGGCAUGGUGCUUGCUAUUCUUGGUAAAGGUGACCUGAUUGGAGCCAACUUGUCUGUGGAAAACCGGGUGAUAAAGACUAACGCAGAUGUGAAAGCGCUGAUGUACUGUGAUCUGCAGUGCAUUAAUCUGAGGGGACUGUAUGAAGUGCUGGACCUGUACCCUGAGUACUCCCACCGCUUCGUCCAGGACAUCACACAUGACCUCACCUACAACCUGAGAGAGGGACAGGAGCGCCAUGUGAUAUCCAGGUUAUCCAGCAAGUCCAUGGACACACAGGUGGAAGGAAGAGGCAAUGGAGGCGUGAUCCAGUGUUUUCCUCCAAUAGCGGAGCAGCAGGAAGAGGAAGAUGAGGAUCAGACCCUCUACCUUAGAUCUAUGGAUGAAAGAAGCGUACAGAGGCACUCGCUCAUACAGGGCAGUACUCAUCAAAUUGACAAGAAGCUUCGCAUUCAGCAGCCUGCAGUGACCAAACCUGAUCCCUUUAAUCUCAGUCCCAGGGUUGUUGAUGGAACAGAAGCUAGUGAAGGUCCAGAACACUCUCCUGCAUUCACAUUCUCACCUGGUCACCAGAGCAUUGGGCCACCCAACACACAUGUCAGCAAAGCAGACAUCCUGCAAAUCACCACAGCAGAGCUAGCCGCUAAAUCAGAAGAGACCAGAGGACAGUUACGCCACCUAGACCAAGAGGUGAGCUCCCUUGGCCAGGAGAUAGCAGAGCUGGGCCGGGUAAUGCGGAGUCUUGCCUUCCUCAUGGAAUCCAUGAUGACCUCUUCGCAAACACAAAAGAUCUGCAGCCCUCUCUGUGCUCCGGGGCACCCAUUAUCCUCCUCAAACCCCACUGAAGGCCCGGUCACACCUUGGAUCGUUCGUCCCCAUUCCUCACAGAUGCAAACUGCGAUGCAUCCUGGAGGACAUGCACCCAUCAGGGUACAGGAACCAGAAAUAGUUUGCCACUCUCCAGCCUGCACCUCAGAUAUUUCAAGCCCUGUUGCCCUCUCCACUUCACCGCUUACGGACCUCUCUGAUGGGGCUCUGUUGCUCAGAUCACCCCUUAGCGGACCAGGUACCCUAAGAAGCCGUUCACAAAGUCUAGAAACCCCAACCGUUCACCUCCACCCACCACCACAUACCCCUGGAACUCUACCCCGAGCUGGCCAAACAUCACUGGGACAGGGGACAGGUCACAGGCCCCUGAGUUUGUAGCAACAAAACUUGGAACAAGAAAUCCUCAGUGGAGAGGCCAUGGAGCAUAUGAACUCAGAGUUAGACUGAGCUAUGUAGAUGAAGGCACACAAUAAAAGCCAUGGGGAAAGUUUUUUUAACUUAUUUAAAUGCACCAUGGAAUGGAAGACACUAAAGGGACUUACAUUACCAGUUUAUCCUUGCUCUGUCAAGUAUAUUAAAUAACCAUGACCAUAUUCCAUCAGUGACCAGACCAUUUUUAAUUCCAGGUCUAAACAAAUUCAGUCUGAUUUGAGGCAAGGCAUAGGUCUUCCCAAUGUAAAUCCAUUCAUCAGAGAGUCACCCACUUCAUCCCUGAACCUCUAAGUCAGUGGUCAUCAACCAUCCUCCUGAAGAUUUCUGCAAACUUUAAGCCCAGUCCUAAUUGAUCCUACUUGAUCUAUCUAAUUAUGGCCUUGAUUAGCUGAGCAAGGUGUGUUAGAUGGAGGAGGUGAAACCUAGAGGGAGAUUAUCUUCAGUGGGAAGAUUGGUGGCCAUUGCUCUAACCCUUUAAAACAUAAACCCUAUGCACAAAAACAGUUUUGGAAGAAAUUUAUUGACCAUGUGGAAUAAGCUGUCUGAAAAAUGCCUUUAGGGAUGCUUUCUUCAAAGAACCUCUUACAUGCACCUUAUCCCAACGCACAAAUUUAUUGACUCUUGUGCUGUAAUUAAGUGGCAUCCAAGAGCUUCAUAUUUACACUUACUAAGACCAGCAUAGCUUUGCUUUAGAACCAGUUCAAAGGGGGAUUCCAGCCUAAAACAGAGGGUAAUACGUUAUUUGUCAUGUUAUGCAAUAUUUUGUAGUGCAGCAUUGCAUACCUCAGCCUCAUUAGCCUGACAGAAUUAUGUUUGCAUAACAUUUUCAUGUUGUAAUUCAUCAAUGUUUUCUUACUACAGUGCCCAGUAGGUAUUAUCUAAAUAUAUAAUACAACCAAUGGAAAUUCUGUGGUGUCAACCAAUCCUGACUUCUAGGCUAGCCACUGAUCUAUAGGCUAUAAAAUACAGUUAAACUAGCCUUAGUGCACCUCUUACCUUGGUCGUCAAAUAAAAUGAGCUAUUCCAUCUUCAUUCAGCAGAAAAUGAACAUAUUUUUACUUUUUCAGCCAGAGAUAAGAAGACCAACUGAGAUGAGAUGUGUAAAGAAUGGCAGCAGUGUUGGGGUAUUUGUUCAAAAAUAUAAUCCAUUACAUAUUAGUCUUUCAAGCCUUAAUAGGAUUAGUUUACUGAUUACUUCCUGAAAAAAAGUAAUCUCGCUACUCACUACUCCUUCACUUUUUUCCUUUAUGUUACUCUAUAACACAUAUGAGAAACAUGAGUAACAAAGUAGCAUGAUGCGCUAUUCUGCACUGCGUUUCCUCCAACACUGAUAGCCAGGAAAAUACCUUGCUAACUUUUGCUUUUAGUGUGUUGUUUUAGCUCAUUUGGUGAGUCAUUUCUGUCUUUCAAGUAAUCCAUUCUCUUCAUUGUUAUGAUGAUUUGAAAACAGUUGUUACAGUUACAUGGCUGCAGUAAGAUAUUCAGCUUCAAGUGGUAAAAGAGAAAAAAAAAUGAAAUGAAAAUUAAAAAUAAUUUUAAAUGGCUCACUCCCAAAAACUUUCACAUAAAGUUCCUCCCACCUUCAACAUAUGCCAUCGGAAGGGGGCUCUCCUACUCUCUAAACCAGAAAAUGUCACUCUAGAGAUGACUGCUUCAAAGCUGUAGGAGUGGUAAUAAUAAUUACAUUUUUCAGUUUGGCUGGAGUGACCGUUUAAGCCCUUGAGACUUUAGCCACUUUAAACUGACAAUUUAUUAUUCAGUUAUUUAACAUAAGACUAUUAUACAACUAUACAUUCUUUCAUAAAUAUAGUUAAUGUAAUUUAUGUAGUUGUGAGGUGGAGCAGUUUAAGUGUGGGCCCACACACUUAAGUGUUCAUUUAAAUUAUUCACGAGUCUCAAACUUGACUCUUACGACGAGAACUCAGUCAUGUCACACAGCAAGCUGUAAUGCACUAUAUGCUUAUUUAUGAGCCUGUGCAUUGUCAGAUCUGUUGAGGAUUGAGGUCAGAAAAGUCCCUUUAGUUUCUGCCUGUUUAUUUUUUAAAGCAUGUGUAAAAGGGGUCGGCAUAGUGUAGCAGUAGGUCAUUGAGACACUAUGUAGAGCUAUUAGGCACGAUAGAAAAGCAUGAAGGUCACCUUGGCAUUGUGUUUCUCUCUGUCUGUCUAUCUGUGCAUUUUUUCUAGAUGCCCCUCAGGGCAGGAGAGAGGAACAGCAGGGACAAGUCUUACACAAUGUGUGUGUGCAUGUGUGCAUGUGUGUUGGGGGACGGGUAUUUAAGGAACAGACUCUGCAGCAAUGCUGAUGCAUGGAUGUUACAUGUUAAGUUGAGAGGAAGGAGUUGAAGAUGGAGAAGCUUAUUGGUAGCUUGGCGAAUUGCAAGUUCGGUGAGGUGGGGGUGAUGGGGACUUGCUCUUUAGCUCUGGUCCUAGGGGGUUGGUUGCCGGUGGCAAUGCAACCCCUGCUGUCACUUGUUUCUUUCUGGCACAGACAUGGACCAACCACUCUGCCUGCUUCUGUCUUUCUCUCUCUCUCUGCCUCUCAUAUUCUCUCCCUGUGUCUAUGUCUAUCACUCUCUACCAUUCCCUCUCUAAUAUUGUGUGCAUGUUACCUUGUUAGCAUCAAAAGUUAUGAUUUACUUGUUACUGCACUGUCUUAAUAAUAUUAACCAACAUUCUAUCUCUAGAAUUGUUGAAAAGUCCAGAUAAUGCAAUACUAUGACAGCGUCUUGCAUUUAAACCCAAGUGCUUGCUGCAACAAUGGUGCAAUCACACAGGUUCCAGUUCUUUUGUUUCUAGCUCUGUCCCUCUUUUGGCAAAAUAAACUCUUAACAUAGCUAAAAAAUUAAUUAACCCCUUUAUGCAGGGUGAAGAAAAAUAGUUCUUUUCAGUAAGUAGUGCAAUCUCUCCGUACUGUCAUUUUUAUAUGAGAAAUCAUCCAACAAAACCAAACAUUUGCUAAAACCUCCAGCACAUGAAUGAACAGGAAAACAUUCCAUACUUCAGUCACCUCCAAAUGUUAACUCUGAUUGAACAGAUGUUUCCAACAUCUAAAACAAGCUGUUCAGUUUUGGUCUGAAUGUUUUCCUAUUCCUGUCCAGAAGCAGCCACAAGGCAUCGAACAAUGGAAGAGGCUAAGCAGCAUUAUAGAUUUUCAACUCUGACUGUUUCCUUUUGAUACAUUUGUGGCCAAAAAUUGGUGUUGUCACUAACUCAGUGAGCAUACACAAAAGCAACCAUAUUAAAUGAUGUUACAAUCUGUUCAAAGAUGUUCUUUUUGUGCACAAAAACGAGAUCACCAGCUUCUAGCUCAUGUCUUCAUGAAUAUGUAUUUUAAGGAGUGGCAUUGUCAAGGCAAUGACGAUGUAAAUUGGCAAAAAUGAAGCAGAUGAGAUCAGAUUUUACUUUAAAGCAUAAAAAUCUUAUCAAUACAUGUGAUGUUUCCAUUUUAUUUUUGCUUACUUUUCACUCUAAACAGGGAUCUUAAUAUCUUUUUUGUUGUUGUAUUUAUUUUUGUUCAGGGUAAUUUCCCAAACUGCACGAUUUCCCAAAGUGGGACUCACCUCUUCCAUCAGAAUUUCGAGCUUUUCUUGUGAGAAUUUCUUCUGUCUACAGCUGGCUGAAAUGUGCUCUAUGCAGGUCGGUGGAGUACAAUGCAAAAGUCAGAAAGUGCCCUUAACUUGUUUAAUAUGACCAUUAGGGACAAGUUAUUAAUUUUUCAGCAUCAGGAAAAAAAGCAGAAAACAAAUAUAACAGAAGUCUGCGCAAAAGCUGUAACAACUAAGUUUAACAUACAAUGUUUCAGUAUUUAGUCUGUCCACCUUUUGCAUCACUUAAGGAUUCCAUUCUUUUCAGCAGGCUUGCUUUCAGUUUUUAAGAAAAAUCUGCAGGGUUACUUUUCCACAGCUUCAAAGUUCAGUCUUAGAGGUUUGUUGCAUUUUCUGCUUCUCACAGUCCAAGUAAUCCCAAACACAAACAUGAAGGCUUUAAGUAUCUUAAAGUAUCCUUAAGUAUUAUUUAAUUAUCUCAUGAUGAUGAUUGUUUUCUGCCAGGUCUUGUACAGUUGUUAGGGGUCAUUUUUUGAACUGUUUUGGAAAUUUCUGUUUUUCUUUAUUUUCUUUUGACUUUCUCCUUAUGCAAGCACAUUAUCUUACAGCUGAUCUCAGAACUGUCUCCUGAAAAAAGGAAUAACUUUGACUUUAAUGACUGUUUUGACUGGAAAUCAAAUGGGUGGUCUUGGAAUUUUUUCACAAUACUUUGUACUGGCACCACCCCAGUUCUAAUUAGAUAGCAGGUGGUGGAUACCAUAUAAAUGUCAGGUCACACUUAAUAAGUUGUAAAACUAGGGCUACCUGCAGUGGUUAAAUUUUCGCAUGCGCAAACAGUUUAGUGAAGUCUUUUGUAAAUAUGGCCAUUCAUGUGUUACUUUAACCAAGGCAAAGCCCAUUGCCUCACAACUGAGUAUCUGGUUCAAUAAUUUUAGCAAGAGAGAUGUAAAGUGUAGAUGCCGGCAUCUACAACUCUAGGGGGCCUGCAAAAAAGGGGUUAAUUAAUUGAAGCUAGUAGCUGCUGAUUAACAUAAUGCCAUUAAAGGUAUAAUUCUAAUUUAAGGUUACUAGGAUUGAUUCAUUAACAGUAACAGUAGAAUUUUUGGUCAAACUGUUCCUUUCAUUUGCAGACAUCCUCUUCUCCAUGGCUUGGCUGGUAAUAGAGAGAUAUGCUGUUCUGUUGCCCGAGUAUAGGGUGUUUUUAUAUUUAUAUGAAUGUAUCACAGCUAAAGAUGUAUUUUUGUACCUCCGAGACCCAGGGACAGUCUAGAAAUCCAUGACAAAUUCAGUUUGUGCAGUUUUUUUUUUUUUUUUGGGAGGGGGCUUGAGGGAAUGCUGGAUGAAAUAUGUAGUGUCUGGUUAGAGGGGCAAUGCAGUGCCAUCCAGAAUCUCAGUGCAACACUCUCACUGUCUCUUUGGCUAAGUGAGACUCUCUGUCCUGCUGGGAAUGUAACUGAAUGACUUUAAUCUUCUUUGAUAUGAUAGUAUUAGAGCAAGAGCCUGUUAUGCUAAUAAAUGACUACUACUGUUUAGUUGA
Molecule: messenger RNA, 8475 nt
Organism: Pygocentrus nattereri (red-bellied piranha)
Lineage: Eukaryota; Metazoa; Chordata; Actinopteri; Characiformes; Serrasalmidae
Gene: kcnh8
Product: potassium voltage-gated channel, subfamily H (eag-related), member 8
Exons: 16
Coding region: 313-3339 (1008 amino acids)
Biological process (GO): potassium ion transmembrane transport; regulation of membrane potential
Cellular component (GO): membrane
Molecular function (GO): voltage-gated potassium channel activity
Source: RefSeq, a predicted model, not a curated record